UUGGAGGCUCAAAAUCCUUACACAUGGCGUAGCCAAUCAAGAACGCUAACACUGAAUGCGAUCAGUGCAACGACCCACAAUGAUGAAAGGGUGGUCUAUAGUCGGUAAAGCUCUUCAAUCAAAAGCCUAUCUUAGUACCAUGUCCCUUAUGAUGUUACAAAAGGGUAGCUUAUCCUUUCGUAUAGGCAAAGGUGGUUUCAAGAUUCCAAGAUAUCAAAAUACUUACCGCCUCGAGCCUUACAAAACUUUCAAGUACGAAACCGUUGAUCUAAUACUGAUGGAUGUGAUGCGGAAUUAUUUAACUGGUUUGAAAUAUCAACCUCAGAACAAAAAAAAACUGUUCAUAAUAUUGCCAGUGCAACGACCCACAAUGAUGAAAGGGUGGUCUAUAGUCGGUAAAGCUCUUCAAUCAAAAGCCUAUCUUAGUACCAUGUCCCUUAUGAUGUUACAAAAGGGUAGCUUAUCCUUUCGUAUAGGCAAAGGUGGUUUCAAGAUUCCAAGAUAUCAAAAUACUUACCGCCUCGAGCCUUACAAAACUUUCAAGUACGAAACCGUUGAUCUAAUACUGAUGGAUGUGAUGCGGAAUUAUUUAACUGGUUUGAAAUAUCAACCUCAGACUUGUAUGCGAAUCUGUCAGAAAAUGUCAACAGAAGUGCGGGACAGAAUUUGCAGAAAGUAUUACGAUCGAUACAAAGUUAUAAUUGUCAUGUCGAUCGUUCAGAAAUUAGGGCAAGACGUGCAUAUCGGUUUUGGCAAAUUAUGGGACGUCCAGAGAGAUACUUAUUCAACCCAUGUAAUCGAGACUCCGGAAUUCGCCGCGAUGGGUCUUGUCGUGGGUACUUAUUACGAAUGAAUUAAUUGAACAAAAAAUCGAUGAAACUGUGUCAAUUUGGUGAUGAUGAACAAUAAGCCCUGGAAAAUAUUAGCUUCUAAUUAAAUAAAGGUAAGGAGCGUUUAAAAAUGGGAUAAAAGCACACGUAUUUAAAUAAAAUUAAACAAGGAUUAAAAGAAAAAUGUACUGUAAAUCGGCUAAUAAUCGGCCCGAUUCAAUGUUCGGUGAUGCAUUAUUGGUU
Formica exsecta is the source of this 1073-nucleotide messenger RNA. RefSeq lists its product as uncharacterized. Gene Ontology annotation, biological process: microtubule-based movement. Gene Ontology annotation, molecular function: dynein intermediate chain binding. The record is from RefSeq and is a predicted model, not a curated record. Gene Ontology annotation, cellular component: cytoplasmic dynein complex; cytoplasm. Lineage: Eukaryota; Metazoa; Arthropoda; Insecta; Hymenoptera; Formicidae. The transcript has 6 exons. The coding region runs from base 56 to 853 and encodes 265 amino acids.